Molecule: messenger RNA, 1872 nt
Organism: Eriocheir sinensis (Chinese mitten crab)
Lineage: Eukaryota; Metazoa; Arthropoda; Malacostraca; Decapoda; Varunidae
Gene: Psf2
Product: probable DNA replication complex GINS protein PSF2
Exons: 6
Coding region: 162-719 (185 amino acids)
Biological process (GO): double-strand break repair via break-induced replication; DNA replication
Cellular component (GO): GINS complex; nucleus
Source: RefSeq, a predicted model, not a curated record
UUGCGCGGGAAAGACGAGGCUGUUGAAGGUUGUCAUGUUUUGAGGCUCAAGGGUCAGUGUGAUGGAGAUGAGCACUGAGACCAUGUGCAUCUUUAGCGUAUGCCCCCAACUUUACUUGUACUGUGACUCACUCACCACUGAAGCAUAAUAAAAGGUUAGAGAUGGAUGCCUCAGAGAUAGAAUUCUUAGCCGAAAAAACGCCCAUAUCAAUUGUCCCAAACUUCACACAGGAGAAACUUUACCUUAUAUCUGGUGAUGUUGGACCCUUCGCGCCAGGUAUCCCGGUAGAGGUGCCGCUAUGGCUUGGCCUCAACCUGCGGCAGAGAGGCAAAUGCCGCUUGGUUAUGCCUGACUGGCUGGACGAAGAGAAGCUGGCGGAGAAGAAGGAAGAGGAAACACAGUCCAAGGUCUUCACAGAAAUGCCAUCUGAGCAUUACUUAAUCAUCGCCCAGUUGCUGCUGGCCGCUGAACCUGAAGGCAUUCCCAACCCUCAAGAAGUGAAGACCCUCAUUAAGGACAUUUGGGACCUGCGAAUCUCUAAGCUGCGGUCAUCUGUGGCAGACUUCAUUCUCAGCGACGGAACACACGCCAAGCUGGAUCGCCUCACACUCUUGGAAAUUAACAGCAUCAGGCCCAUCCUUCCACAUUCCCUAGAUCAGCUCCACCGUUUAGCGAAAUCUGCUCACACCAACGAACUUUCUCAAACACAGGAAUUGUAAAUGGAGGGUGGCAAUAUAGGAACUCCAAUAUUGUUAUUUAUUUGCUUUACAGAUCUGUUGCUUCAUGUAUGCAAUGGGCUGUCUCAGAGGCUACCUGUGUCUCAGUUCACCUUUAGUCAAUUCUGUUUUGCUUUGAAUUCAUUAUUUACUGAAAAUAUGUUUCUGUGACAAUUUUUAAAACCCAGAAUUGAUGAUUUUUAUAAUCUAUUUAAAUUAUUUUAGUAGAAAAAAUUAUAUUUUAAUAGAGCUUUAUGUGAAAUAGGUGUGUUUUUGGAACAACUCUUACACAAAAUUCACAUGGAAAAAUAAUUACUUGUAGUAAAGCUGGGGCUGCUUUCCUGGAGGAGCAUGUGCUGCAGCACUCGCUUCUGUAAACAGUUAUGAUGCCAAAAUUAUGGUCAUGUGAAAUGUGUAAUUAACACAAGGAUUCCCACCCCAUUCAUGCUUUAGAACACUUAAGCUGUUGCAGUGUUUGUCAGAAGUCACUGUGAAUUUUUUGCAUCAGCAUAGGAAGAGUCUACUGGGAUAAGAAAUCAAAAUCCUAGUCUGUUGCUUUGCCAGCAAACUUGUGAAGCAACUAUUGCAAUAACAGCACAUUUGUACAUUUCAUCAUUGUCAGUGAUCUCUGAUGCUGGAUGGGGAAAUUAAGGUCAUGUGACCAGUUAUGAAAAGUAUUCUGAUGAAAAUAACUGAGGGUUGUUCAGUCCCUAACCUCAGCCUGCCGUGUCCCAGCUGCCAUGACCAAUGUAGCCCUCACUUGUGGCAUGCUGUGGAGUGUGGAGAAAUGUUUUUCUUUUUCCCUGUGCCUUGGCAAUGAAAAUUUUAUAAGUAAUUUUGUAACUGAUUUAUAUUUUUCUACACAGUGUAUUUUUAUGAAUUUAAAAUGUGCAUUGAAGUUUUAGAUGAUUUGUUCAAGGAAGCCUGGAUGUAUGAGAGAAUGUUGUAUUUAGUAUGGUUUUGCAAGUGGUUUUACAAUAUGUAAUAUGCAUAACUCUCCUCACAAGCUCUGUCUGUAUUCCCUUCUUUCUUCUUAUGAAGGCAUCUACUAUCCUAAUUGAGGGGGCAGCAUGAUGUGGACAUUUCAUCUUGAACUGGUAUGUGCUCGGGCUUGCCGCCCCAACUGUAAAACAGAAAUAAAACUGCUUCUUUCAAA